UUUUCAGCGAAUCGAAACCGUACUUGCAUAUAUAAAAACCAGAGCGUCCAGGCAUCCACAAAGCUUGCCUGAGGUUACCCACACAAAGCAUCGGUGUAUUUUCUGUACCUGUUCCUUAUAUUUAAUUGCAAAACCGCGCACCAGCAAGCAACUAUGGCGGCUAUUGCUUUAGGUGUCUUGGGAGCAGUUGCUGGUGUGGCUGCUACCCCUGUAGUGUUGGGGGCAAUUGGCUUUACUGGUGCAGGUGUGGCUGCUGGUUCGAUUGCUGCGUCGAUGAUGUCAGCUGCUGCAGUGGCCAAUGGUGGUGGCAUUGCCGCCGGCAGCACUGUGGCUAUCCUGCAGAGCAUCGGUGCAGCUGGGCUCUCUGUGGCUGUGAAGACUGGUUUGGUGGCUUUUGGGGGGGUGGCAGGAGCAGUUGUGGCACCGUUCAUCCGAUGAGACCAGACUUCUGGGGAGCAAACCGGGAAGCGGAACUCCUUCACCUACAUGUAUCUGAAAAAUGUUAAUUGAAUCAUAAGAUCAGAAUAAUAAAGGUUGAUUUGUGCAUUUCA
Molecule: messenger RNA, 551 nt
Organism: Paramormyrops kingsleyae
Lineage: Eukaryota; Metazoa; Chordata; Actinopteri; Osteoglossiformes; Mormyridae
Biological process (GO): intrinsic apoptotic signaling pathway; release of cytochrome c from mitochondria
Cellular component (GO): mitochondrial membrane
Source: RefSeq, a predicted model, not a curated record